GAUGUUCGCCCCGUGCAAUUCUCUCCGACUUCCUUUACGCUCUAACGUGAAACUAAUUUGUGUGCGAGUCCGUUUCGUGUCUCUUUUUAGACUUAAAAAAUGCGUUACGUGGCCGCAUACCUCCUCGCCGUCCUCGGUGGAAAUGAUUGUCCUACAAAGGCUGACCUUGAAAAGAUUCUUGGCAGCGUCGGUAUUGAGGCUGAAGCUGAAAAGAUCAACAAAAUCAUCAGCGAAUUGAAGGGGAAGGAUGUUGAAGAAGUAAUGGCUGAAGGUCGUACCAAACUCGCAAGUGUACCAUCUGGUGGUGGUGCUGCUGCUGCAGCAUCUGGUGCUGCAGGAGGCGAUGCCCCAGCUGAAGUUAAGGAAGAAGCCAAGAAGGAAGAAUCCGAAGAGGAGUCAGAUGACGACAUGGGCUUCGGUCUUUUCGACUAAGCUGUAAAUAAUAUCAAUACAAAUAAGAAAAUGAUAAAGACUCAACAA
Lineus longissimus is the source of this 480-nucleotide messenger RNA. RefSeq names its product large ribosomal subunit protein P2-like. NCBI's taxonomy places the organism in Eukaryota, Metazoa, Nemertea, Pilidiophora, Heteronemertea, Lineidae. The record is from RefSeq and is a predicted model, not a curated record. The coding region runs from base 100 to 432 and encodes 110 amino acids. The transcript has 4 exons. Gene Ontology annotation, biological process: cytoplasmic translational elongation. Gene Ontology annotation, molecular function: structural constituent of ribosome. Gene Ontology annotation, cellular component: ribosome; cytosolic large ribosomal subunit.